Messenger RNA from Durusdinium trenchii, 306 nucleotides. Lineage: Eukaryota; Dinophyceae; Suessiales; Symbiodiniaceae. The record is from the annotation of a GenBank genome assembly.
AUGUCCAUACGGCAGCUGACUGGGAUAAACCAUCGGACGUAUAUGAACUUAGAGGCAUCAUCACUUUCCCCCUGGAAGGACAUGCCCGGAUUUCAUUUUUACACCAUCAGCUAUGACUGGAUGCACAAUUGCUACCUGGGAACUGGUAGAGAUUUGUGCGCUAGCGCCAUCAAAGUCUUAAUUGACUACUGUGGGUUCGGUGGUGGCAGCGAUGCUGGGGGCAUGGACGCUGUACUAACUGAUGUUCACCAACGCAUGCGAGAUGUUUGCGCCCAACACAAGCUUCCUGCCCCACCGAACAUGUAA